AUCACCCUCAUCAUCAGCUGCAACCUCUGAAACAACAUCAUCACCUACCACGGCAUCAUCUAGUGAAGUAUCAACUAGUAUUACAUCUGUUGAAACUACAUUGACUCCAGCUCCAAAUAGUUUAAGUGUAUCGCCUACUCAUAAAUCAACUUCAUUUUCAUCUUCGUCUACUCAAAGUUCCACCACCAUAUCUACAGUUCCACUAAAAUUUACAGUCAACUUCACCCUGUCCAACCUUAACUUCAGCCAAGAUUUUUUGCUUCCUAAUACUUCAAAUUACAAAUCCACAUCAAGUAAAAUGACUGUUUUGCUAAAUCAGACCCUGAAUGCAAGCAGCCUGUCAGUAGCUUUCUCUGGAUGUAAGCUAAAAUCACUAAGUCCAAGUCAGAUCGUCGGCACGGCUGUGAACCUCAGCUGCACGUUUAAGAAUAACACAUCAGUGCCUCCCUUCAAUAAAGUAGAUGUCUUCAGACAGCUGAACCAAAAAACCAACAAUGGAACUUCGUUAGGUCCAUACAGCAUGGCCAAAAACAGUCUCUAUGUCAGCGGAUACCAUGAAAUUACUCAACAACCUAUUAUUUCAUUACUUCACUUCACUAUAAACUUCACCCUUCCUAAUCUGCCAUUCUCUCAGAACCUGUCUUCAGGAAACAGCCCUGCAAGUCGAAAUGUGACGUCUCUGAUAUCCCAAAUGCUUCAAAACACCACCAUGGGUUCAGAGUUUUCCUCAUGUGUCCCCAUCUCUUUUAGUCCAAGUCAGGUUGUCGGCACGGCUGUGAGCCUCAGCUGCACGUUCAAGAAUGAAACAUCAGUGCCUCACUUCAAUAAAGUAGAUGUAUACAGACAGCUGAACCAAAAAACCAACAAUGGCACCUUGUUAGGUCCAUACAGCAUGACCAAAAACAGUCUCUAUGUCAGCGGAUACCGUGAAAUUACUCCACAGCCUGUUAUUCCCUUACUUCACUUCACUAUAAACUUCACCCUUCCUAAUCUGCCAUUCUCUCAGAACCUGUCUUCAGUAAACAACCCUGCAAGUCAAAAUGUGACAUCUCUGAUAUCCCAAAUGCUUCAAAACACCACCAUGGGUUCAGAGUUUUCCUCAUGUGUCCCCAUCUCUUUUAGUGCAAGUCAGGUCAUUGGCACAGCUGUGAGCCUCAGCUGCACGUUCAAGAAUAACACAUCAGUGCCUUCCUUCAAUAAAGUAGACAUCUACAGACUGCUGAACCAAAAAACCAACAAUGGCACCUUAUUAGGUCCAUACAGCAUGACCAAGAACAGUCUCUACGUCAGCGGAUACCAUGAAAUUACUCCACAGCCUGUUAUUCCAUUACUUUACUUCACUAUAAAUUUCACCCUUCCUACUCUACCAUUCUCUCACAACCUGUCUUCUGGAAACAACCCUGCAAGUAGAAACGUGACGUCUCUGAUAUCGCUAACACUUCAGAACACCACCAUGGGUUCAGAGUUUUCCUCAUGUAUUCCCAUCUCUUUUAGUCCAAGUCAGGUUGUCGGCACGGCUGUGAACCUCAGCUGCACGUUUAAGAAUGAAACAUCAGUGCCUCCCUUCAAUAAAGUAGACAUCUACAGACAGCUGAACCAAAAAACCAACAAUGGCACCUUGUUAGGUCCAUACAGCAUGACCCAGAACAGUCUCUACGUCAGCGGAUACCAUGAAAUUACUCCACAGCCUGUUAUUCCAUUACUUUACUUCACUAUAAAUUUCACCCUUCCUACUCUACCAUUCUCUCAGAACCUGUCUUCUGGAAACAACCCUGCAAGUAGAAACGUGACGUCUCUGAUAUCGCUAACACUUCAGAACACCACCAUGGGUUCAGAGUUUUCCUCAUGUAUUCCCAUCUCUUUUAGUCCAAGUCAGGUUGUCGGCACGGCUGUGAACCUCAGCUGCACGUUUAAGAAUGAAACAUCAGUGCCUCCCUUCAAUAAAGUAGACAUCUACAGACAGCUGAACCAAAAAACCAACAAUGGCACCUUGUUAGGUCCAUACAGCAUUACCAUAAACAGUCUCUACGUCAGCGGAUACCAUGAAAUUACUCCACAGCCUGUUAUUCCAUUACUUUACUUCACUAUAAACUUCACCCUUCCUACUCUACCAUUCUCUCAGAACCUGUCUUCAGGAAACAGCCCUGCAAGUCGAAACGUGACGUCUCUGAUAUCGCAAACACUUCAGAACACCACCAUCGGUUCAGAGUUUUCCUCAUGUAUUCCCAUCUCUUUUAGUCCAAGUCAGGUCAUUGGCACGGCUGUGAACCUCAGCUGCACGUUCAAGAAUGACACAUCAGUGCCUCCAUUCAACAAAGUUGAUGUGUACAGACAGCUGAACCAGAAAACCAGCAAUGGCACCUUGUUAGGUCCAUACAGCAUGGCCAAAGACAGUCUCUAUGUCAGCGGAUACCAUGAAGUUACACCCAGCCCUGUAGUUACAACUGAAACUACUACUCCACCUGCAAUCCAAAACAGUGAAACUACUACUCAAUCUAGUUUGAAUCCAUUCCCUCUGAGUUUUACUGUCACUCAGCUUUCACCUAAAUGUGCUCAAACACCUUCUAAUUGUCCAACUAUGUCAGGCACGUUUCACCAACUGGUUGACAGCCUGUUCAGAAACAGUGUGAUAAACUCAUCAUAUGUGAGCUGCACAAUGCCUGAAUUAAGCCCUGCUGGUGAAACAAUGCUUAAAGUGAACAUGUCUUGCCUGUUUAAACCUAUUAACCAAAUCGAGAGGUCAAAUUCAGACAACAUCUAUAUUUAUGAUGUCUUCAGAAACCAGACAAAUGGACUUCAAGGUCUAGGCAACUUCACAUUAGACAAAAACAGUCUUUUUGUUGAUGGAUACCAUGAAGUUACACCCAGCCCUGCAGUUACAACUGAAACUACUACUCCACCUGCAAUCCAAAACAGUGAAACUACUACUCAAUCUAGUUUGAAUCCAUUCCCUCUGAGUUUUACUGUCACUCAGCUUUCACCUAAAUGUGCUCAAACACCUUCUAAUUGUCCAACUAUGUCAGGCACGUUUCACCAACUGGUUGACAGCCUGUUCAGAAACAGUGUGAUAAACUCAUCAUAUGUGAACUGCUCAAUGCCUGAAUUAAGCCCUGCUGGUGAAACAAUGCUUAAAGUGAACAUGUCUUGCCUGUUUAAACCUAUUAACCAAAUCGAGAGGUCAAAUUCAGACAACAUCUAUAUUUAUGAUGUCUUCAGAAACCAGACAAAUGGACUUCAAGGUCUAGGCCCCUUCACAUUAGACAAAAACAGUCUUUUUGUUGAUGGUUACACAAGGGUGUACACAACCACAGCCUGGCCUGUGACAGCAGCCUUCACCACAACCUCAACCUAUGGGACAACUCCAGUGAUUUCCCUGCCUGGUGACAGAAGCUUCAGUUUGAACUUUACUAUCAUCAACAGAAAUUUCACUUCAGAACUAAAUGACCCCAACUCAGACAUGUAUAAGGAGAUAGUGGCCAAUAUCACAAAUAAGCUUGCAGUUGUGUACAGAAAUAGCUCUUUAGCUAAUAACUUCAGGUACUGCAAAGUGACAGGUUUAAGGCUUGGCUCUGUAAAGGUGAGCUGCAACUGUAUCUUCAAUGCACCCAGUGGAACCACAGCACUGAAUGAAAGUAUUGUAGAAAACAUCUUUGCCAAGCAAACAAAUAACACCACACUAUUAGGUGGUUUAUAUCAACUUCAACCAGACAGUCUUCAAGUAAAAGACUCACCUAUUUAUGCUGCUCCAUCGAACUGGGAGCUGUCUUUUUGGGCAAUCAUUCUUAUUGUUAUUGGAAUCUUCGUGGGACUACUGUUGCUCUGUCUUCUCUGUUUCCUGGCCUCACUGCUGAGACGUCAGAAGCUCAUGGAGUCAUAUAAUGUAAUGAAUCUCCCCUAUGGCCAGUAUUAUUCUCAUCUGAAAUGAGUUAUGUACCUCCAGGAAUGUGGACUCAUCAGGCUGGACUAGAUUUCAGUCUGUUUCUAGUUGUCCUGUUUAAAUGCAUUUACUUUCUUGCUUCCAAGAGCAACAAAUGACUGUCUCAUAACCCUGUUCUUUGUUGAUUACAUAAUCCAAGAUUGAAAACCUGAAAGGAUUUUUAAAACAACAGAUAUCACAUAUCAAUUGAAUGAAAAUCAAUAUUUACCAGGAUGAAUUCUUAGAAAUAAGAAGAACUAAAUCUUUCUAAUUGUGGACUACAAAACCAAUGGAAUUUCAUAGUCAACGAAACUUUGCAGUAGAGUCUGAGCCCCUUAAAAUUUAAGGAUUGUAAUUUGACAUGCCCCCAUGGCCACAGACUUGAGACCAACAGGUUUCAAAAUAAAACUUGAAUGGCCUUCACUCCAAAGUAAUUGAAACGCUAAGGGAACAACAUUUGAAACCAUUGUACCUU
Molecule: messenger RNA, 4391 nt
Organism: Erpetoichthys calabaricus (reedfish)
Lineage: Eukaryota; Metazoa; Chordata; Cladistia; Polypteriformes; Polypteridae
Product: mucin-16-like
Exons: 41
Coding region: 299-3925 (1208 amino acids)
Source: RefSeq, a predicted model, not a curated record